Molecule: messenger RNA, 550 nt
Organism: Doryrhamphus excisus (bluestripe pipefish)
Lineage: Eukaryota; Metazoa; Chordata; Actinopteri; Syngnathiformes; Syngnathidae
Gene: ubl5
Product: ubiquitin like protein 5
Biological process (GO): protein modification process
Molecular function (GO): protein binding
Source: RefSeq, a predicted model, not a curated record
UUCCUUGGCCCAAGCGUUCCUUCAAUUGGCUAAUGUGCGAGUCAAGUCAUCUUUACGCUGAUUUGAUUGGUUCACAGGCAGAUCUGGCUUUGAAGCAAGCUUCACAGACAACAAUUGCGGCCAAAGCAAUAUCUUGUAACUCCGCUGCCAAUUCCCAGACAUUACUAGAAGAUGAUCGAGGUGGUGUGCAACGAUCGUCUGGGGAAAAAAGUCCGAGUGAAGUGCAACUCUGAGGACACCAUCGGAGACCUGAAGAAGCUCAUUGCAGCCCAGACAGGAACGCGAUAUGACAAAAUAGUCUUAAAGAAAUGGUACACCAUCUUCAAGGACCAUGUGUCACUGGGUGACUAUGAGAUCCACGAUGGGAUGAACCUGGAGUUGUACUACCAGUGAACCAGAUCAAGACCGACCAAACAGCAGACCACCACGCAAACACGACUUCUGUUGCCGUUUUAAAAGGGGGGGAAAAAAAACAAGUUGAUGAUGCGAGAAACUUGAUGUCAUGUGAUUUUUGUUUUGCUAUCAUGGGAUUAAAGUUGAUUGAUUUCCA